UCUGAAGUUGCGCCGUGAACAAGGGUCCUGGAUUGCCUACUGACACACGUGUGUGUAUGUGGUCAACAUGGCCGAUUUACAGAUGAAGCUUCUCCGUAAGAAAAUACAGAAAAGAAAUGAAAAAAACAAAGAGCGCAAGUUACUCAAGAAGCACACAUUGGACGAAGAGUCUGUAAGGUCAGAAGGAGUGGAGGAGAAAUGCACUCAAGAAGUGUGUAAAGCUGAGAGUAAACUCAUCCAGGAACAGAAGCAGGAAGAUGAGCCAGUUGCAUCUGCCCAGGGAAACUCUGUAAAGCAAAAGAAAAAAAGGAAAAGAAAGGCUCCUCUCACGGCUGAAUCACCAGCUGAGAAAAAGGUCAAAAGUGCGCACCAAGUAAGUGGGCAACAAGAGAUGGAGGAAGAGGAGGAAACUGUCAAACCACAGGAGCAGGAGGGAGAUGUUGAGGAUCUACCUGAGCUACCGUCUGGCUUGACAGGAGCAUUUGAGGACACGUCUUUUGCUUCUCUCGCGGAACUGGUGAGUGAAAACACACUGAAAGGAGUGAAGGAGAUGGGCUUUGAACACAUGACUGACAUCCAGCACAAAAGCAUUCGUCCUCUGCUGGAGGGAAGAGAUGUGCUGGCUGCUGCCAAGACAGGGAGUGGUAAAACCCUGGCCUUCCUAAUCCCAUCCCUAGAGCUCAUCUACAAACUUAAGUUUAUGCCCAGGAAUGGGACUGGUGUAGUGAUUCUUUCUCCGACACGUGAGUUGGCAAUGCAGACGUAUGGUGUGCUGAAAGAACUGAUGACCCACCACGUACACACAUAUGGCCUGAUCAUGGGAGGCAGCAACCGAUCAGCGGAGGCCCAAAAGUUGGCCAAUGGUGUCAACAUCCUGGUGGCAACACCAGGCCGUCUGCUGGAUCACCUCCAGAACACGCCCGGCUUCAUGUUCAAGAACUUGCAGUGUUUGAUUAUUGAUGAAGCUGAUCGCAUCUUGGAGGUGGGCUUUGAGGAGGAACUGAAGCAGAUCAUAAAGCUUCUGCCCAAGAAAAGACAGACCAUGCUGUUUUCAGCAACCCAGACUCGGAAGGUGGAGGACUUGGCUCGUAUUUCUCUGAAGAAAGAGCCUCUCUAUGUUGGAGUGGAUGACAACAAGGACACGGCCACCGUCGAUGGUUUGGAACAGGGCUACGUAGUGUGUCCGUCGGAGAAGCGCUUCUUGUUGCUCUUCACCUUCCUGAAGAAGAACCGCAAGAAGAAGCUCAUGGUCUUCUUCUCCUCCUGCAUGUCUGUAAAAUUCCACUACGAGCUCCUCAACUACAUUGACCUCCCUGUAAUGGCCAUCCAUGGCAAGCAGAAGCAGACCAAACGCACCACCACCUUCUUCCAGUUCUGCAACGCAGAUUCGGGCAUUUUGCUCUGUACCGACGUAGCAGCUCGAGGGCUGGACAUCCCAGAGGUGGACUGGAUCGUCCAAUACGACCCCCCAGAUGACCCCAAGGAAUACAUCCACAGAGUGGGCAGAACAGCUCGAGGCAUCAAUGGCAGAGGGCACGCACUCCUGAUCCUGAGACCAGAGGAGCUUGGAUUCCUGCGCUUCCUCAAGCAAGCCAAGGUCCCACUGAGUGAGUUUGAGUUUUCCUGGAGUAAAAUCUCAGAUAUCCAGUCCCAGUUGGAGAAACUGAUUGAGAAGAACUACUAUCUUCACAAGUCCGCCCAAGAGGCCUACAAGUCUUAUGUGCGAGCUUACGACUCUCACUCGCUCAAGCAAAUCUACAGCGUUAACACUCUGAACCUCCUUAUGGUGGCGUUGUCGUUCGGGUUCAAAGUCCCACCCUACGUCGAUCUCAACGUCCACGGCAGUAAAGGCGCAAAGCUGCAAAAGCGAGGCGGCGGCGGUGGUUUUGGGUACCAGAAAUCCAAGAAUGUGCACAAGGCCAAAAUCUUUAAGCACAUCAACAAAGGAUUUAAUGACAAACGGCAGUUCUCUCGUUAAUCAGAUGAUUGGAAUCUCUGAAAUGGUUCCUUGUCGGAGCGUCAUCAAAAAUGGCGCUCUUAUGUCAUCAUGGGGAAAGUCCUGUUUUCGACAUACCGGUAAUUUGUAGGAAUUGUAUUUUGUUGCAAUUUCCUGGAUAUUUUAUAUAUAGCUCUGCAGAAUUCCAUGCUUGUGUGAUGACAUAAAUUUGUUCCCAAAGCUAAGAAUGUGCAUUUGAUAGAAAUAUUAAAUUUCAAGUGAAAUUGCAUUUUGAAAAUGAA
This is a messenger RNA of Hippocampus zosterae (dwarf seahorse), 2238 nucleotides long. It is a transcript of the gene ddx18, whose product is annotated as DEAD (Asp-Glu-Ala-Asp) box polypeptide 18. Gene Ontology annotation, cellular component: nucleolus. NCBI's taxonomy places the organism in Eukaryota, Metazoa, Chordata, Actinopteri, Syngnathiformes, Syngnathidae. The record is from RefSeq and is a predicted model, not a curated record. Gene Ontology annotation, biological process: maturation of LSU-rRNA from tricistronic rRNA transcript (SSU-rRNA, 5.8S rRNA, LSU-rRNA). The coding region runs from base 68 to 1978 and encodes 636 amino acids. Gene Ontology annotation, molecular function: RNA helicase activity; ATP binding; nucleic acid binding. The transcript is spliced from 14 exons.